GCUGCUCCACCGCGUUUCCCAACCCCGCUGGAGUUUCAGCUUGAUUUGCCUCAUUUUUUGAUAAACUUAUGAGGUUUUUGAGUUCGUCCUGAUGUCAGAUAAAACUGUUAAACGUCCCGGGGUCGGGGUCGGGGUGCUGGUCACAGACUCAGCCCACCCUGGUUGCGUCCUCCUCGGAAAACGGAGGAGCGCUAUGGGUAAAGGGACAUACCAGCUCCCCGGGGGUCAUUUGGAGUUUGGAGAGACGUGGGAGGAAUGUGCUCACAGGGAGGUGCUGGAGGAAGCAGGGGUGCGCUUGGUGAACGUGCGCUUUGCGUCAGUGGUGAACUCCAUCAGACUGGAAGAGCAGUACCACUACGUCACCAUAAUCAUGCAAGGACACCUGGACAGGAAGCUUUCAGGAGAGCCAGAGAACCUGGAGCCAGAGAAGAACGAGGGCUGGACGUGGACACGCUGGGAUGAGUUUCCUCCAGAGCAGCAGCUCUUCCUGCCACUGGCCGGUCUGAGACAACAAGGCUUCCAGCCGUUCGGGAAGACAGAAACAAACUCUGAAACUCAGCCUUGAAACUGCCUGUUGCAUUGGGUGGCACCGCUGACACCCACUGCUAACAGCACGGUCCACAGGGUUGCAGCAGCGGUGACCACGGCGCCGUUAAAGGUCUUGUCGUGGGCGUAGGUGAUGAUGUGCAGGGCUCCUCUGUAGGCCUCCUCACAGGUCG
Molecule: messenger RNA, 719 nt
Organism: Toxotes jaculatrix (banded archerfish)
Lineage: Eukaryota; Metazoa; Chordata; Actinopteri; Toxotidae
Gene: nudt15
Product: nudix (nucleoside diphosphate linked moiety X)-type motif 15
Exons: 4
Coding region: 92-565 (157 amino acids)
Biological process (GO): dGTP catabolic process
Cellular component (GO): cytosol
Molecular function (GO): 8-oxo-7,8-dihydrodeoxyguanosine triphosphate pyrophosphatase activity
Source: RefSeq, a predicted model, not a curated record